Molecule: messenger RNA, 1479 nt
Organism: Mesorhabditis belari
Lineage: Eukaryota; Metazoa; Nematoda; Chromadorea; Rhabditida; Rhabditidae
Source: the annotation of a GenBank genome assembly
AUGCUCGAAAUUGUGAAAGAUUACCCAUUUCUCUAUCAAAAUAAACAUCCACUGUCUAAGUCAAAACAAGCAAUGAAUGAUGCGUGGGUGACGAUUGCGCAAACGAUGCGCGACGAGUUUGGCAUGAUGACAAGAGUUGAAGAGUUGGCUGGUGAAUUGGUGUAUUUGUGGAGAAAUCUUAAAGAUCAGCUGAAGCAUCAACGGAAACAGGCACGAGCAAAGUACUUUGAAAACGAGACUCCUCCAUUAGAAAUGCUCCGAAGAUGGGAGUUCUUUGAGUCAAUACAAUUUAUGAAUGAUGAGUUGAACGAACAAGAGAGAGACUCGUUUGAAUCACUCGGAGAAGUGGAUCCUUUGUGUCACUCAGAGAGUGUUACUCAAACAGUAGCACAAAUCAAGAGAUCUCAAAAACAUUUACGUGAAAAUGUGGAGAAUAAUGGUUAUGAAGCGUCAAAUCUGGAAAGAUUUUUGGGCAAUUUACCAAUCGAUUAUUCGACUGAAGAAAUGACACGGGAAAACACACAAAUAUCCCCAUGUGCAUCGGAGAAUCGAGAAGAAUCCACAGAUACUUCAUCACUCACAUUGACUACAAGCUGUUAUUCGACAAAAGAAGUGAAGCCUCUAUUACUUCAUUCGCAUCAUCAAUCAAGCUUUCUUGCAAAGAAACGAUCUCGAACUAGUGACAUCUCACCGUCAGAGGAGAAUCUAGAAAAUUCGAUCGAUUUGCCAGCCCGACGAGAUCCAGCGGUCUUGCAAAUGAUUCGUGAGAAGGGUUUCAAGCUGCGAUUGAUUGAAGAGGUUCGGAAACGGCCCUACCUCUGGGAUCCGUCCGACGAGCAAUAUGGGAAUCAAACGAUAAAUCGAAAAGCGUGGAUGGAUAUUUGCAAUGUGAUGAACACCGUUUUUCAUAAUGAUGAUCCGAUGCAUCCCCAAUUGGCACGGAAGAACUUCAAGAAUUUACGCGAUAUGUUCAAGACAAGAUGGCUUGAGUCUAAAAUGGGAAAAACCUCAGCGCAACGCUGGGACUAUUUCAUUCCGAUGAACUUUCUAGCGGAUGUUUUCGAGAAAAAUGAAGAUAACCUUGAUAUGACAACUUUCCUUAACGAACAACUUUUGAAUGGAACCGAAGAUGAUGGCACAAAUCCAUCAAAUGAGGAAAUCGAUUUGGCGAGCUUGCUUUUUAAAAGGAAUGACGAUAAAGACGAUUUAACGGUUUUCGACUAUUCAAACGAUGGAGAUGAAUUCGAUGCUAUCAAACGAAUCUCAGAGCAAUUCAAUUCACCAUCUACGUCGACUGUCGCUCCUCUAAAUAAACGAGCCAGAAUUGAUAAUCGAUUCGAUUUUGGUGAAAAGCUUUCCAAAACACCGAUAAUCACUCAACAACAAGGGAUCACCAAUGUGCUCAAAAAAGUGAUGAAUGAAAGUAUUCCCGAACCAUCACCGAUUCUCCCGCCCCUGAUCGUUUCGAAAAUGAGCUUU